This is a messenger RNA of Mycotypha africana, 1392 nucleotides long. RefSeq names its product WD40-repeat-containing domain protein. The transcript is spliced from 8 exons. The coding region runs from base 1 to 1392 and encodes 463 amino acids. Gene Ontology annotation, cellular component: Set1C/COMPASS complex. The record is from RefSeq and is a predicted model, not a curated record. Lineage: Eukaryota; Fungi; Mucoromycota; Mucoromycetes; Mucorales; Mycotyphaceae. Gene Ontology annotation, molecular function: protein binding.
AUGAAUCUUGAACUGCUAGAUCCUUGGGUAGCAGAAUUUCCGCAGCUAAUAGAAGACACACUAGAAGACGGUUUUGUGCUAAACUGUAGAUUCAACAAACAUGGUACCUUAUUGGCAGCUGGUUGUUUAGACGGUCGUUGUGUUGUUUGGGAUUUCGAUUCAAAAGGCGUUGCACGUAACUUAGUUGGUCACGUGAAAUCAGUAACAAGCAUAAGCUGGUCACGGAACGGAAGAUAUUUGCUCUCGGCAUCAAGAGAUUGGAGUUGUAUAUAUUGGGAUCUUGCCAGUGGAACGAAGAAAUUAAAGAUCAGAUUCGAUGCGCCUGUGUUAAUGGCGCAUAUGCAUCCGAAGAAUAACAAUCGAUUUGUUGCUGCUCUGUUUCAACAGAAUCCAGUUAUUGUAGAUAUUGAUGAGAAUGGUGAAGCAGUUAUAACACCCUUACCAUUAGAGCCUCCGGAAAAUGAUGGGUCGAUCAAGCCUCCAGUGUCUUAUGUAACCGCAAUUUCAUGGAAUAAGGCAGGCAAUCGAGUGUAUACAGGAACUGCAAAAGGAUAUUUGAGUAUUAUAAAUGUCGAUAAACUGAAGAUGGUUUAUUCAUUAAAAGUGACAAGUAGUACCAUUAAAAAUAUACACUGGGCUGGAAAUGGACGAGAUAUUUUGAUCAAUGCUACAGACCGUAUUAUCCGUUACUUUCGUGUGAAUGACGAUGAAAUAGGAGCGCCAGUAUUGUGUAAUAAGUAUCAAGACCUAGUGAAUCGAAUUCAAUGGAGUCAAUGUUGCUUUAGUGCCAAUAGUGAACUAGUUAUUGGAGGUUCCGGACAUAGAGCCGAGCACAAUAUAUACAUUUGGGAUAAGGAUAUGGGAAAUUUGGUUAAAAUUUUAGAAGGACCCAAAGAGCCUCUAGAUGAUUUAGCCUGGCAUCCACAUAGGCCGAUUAUUGCAUCAGUGAGUAGUUUUGGGAACAUUUAUAUAUGGAAAGCAAAACAUACCGAAAAUUGGAGUGCAUUUGCGCCAGAUUUUGUGGAGUUGGAAGAAAAUUUAGAGUAUGAAGAAAAGGAAGAUGAAUUCGAUGUAGUGCCAGAAGAGGAGAAAACAAAGCGCAAACAAGUAGAUGAAGAUAUAUUGGUUGAUGUGACAACUUGCGAACGUAUUCAAGCCUUUGUCGAUUCGGAUGCGGAGGAGGAGGAUGCGGAUAAAGAGUUAUAUUAUCUGACAACAGAACCUUUAAAUAACAAAAAUAAAGAUGGUCGAGCUGAAUACAGUAGCGACGAAGAGUUUGCGAAAAGAUCCCUGAAGAAGGCAUUCUCAAGGAAAAGAAAGAAGAGAAGGGGAAGCAAUGCCAACGAUAGCAGUAGUUUUGAUAAAACAAAAAAGGAAAUAAAGAAACAGUGA